GUCACCUUUGAAACACUGACUCAGCGUUACCUCCCUUAGAACCGCUCUCAAUAUGGCGUCAAGCUCACUUCUUCGUGGUUGCGGAGGAGCAAGACAAUUAUUCUUCAGGCCAAAUUCAGUACAGAAGGCCUUAUCUUGCCAUAUUCGAAAAGACAUAUCUGCUAAAAUCUUCUCAACCUCAUCAUCAGCUUCAAGUCUAGAAUAUUUCCGUGCAAGAAGAGGGCCAUUUACACCAGAGGAGAAACAGCAUGGACACUCCAUGUUGGCCUCCACUCACUGGAAGAUAGAAAGAGUGGUAGCCAUCUCGAUGUUACCAAUUCUGCCUGCCUGUAUCUAUCUUGGAGGCCCAGUCUCCGACUUCAUCAUAACUACCACAGUGUUAGCUCAUGGCCAUUGGGGUGUUCAUGGAGUGCUAACAGAUUACGUUGAGAAGUUCUUUCCACCUGUCCAGUACUUAUGGUACAUUAUUUCGAUCCUGGGCUUUGCAGGCAUGAUGCAUUUUAACUACAAUGAUGUUGGAAUCACCAAGGCUAUUGCCAUGUUCUGGUCCCUGUGAUAAGACUUACUGACAUAAUAAUAAACAUGCUUGUAUUCAGUGUAAAAACAAGGCAAAUGUGAUGAAAGGAACGGCAUUUUCUAGAAAGACAGAAGACACUGCAUCAAAUUAGGGAGAAAUCCAUAAAAAAUGGAUGUUACUUUUCAAAUUUCACAUGACUUUUUUGCAAUCUGUGGCAAUAGAGGCUAUUUUAAGAUUGGAAAGGUCACUUGCAUUCAUCAUGAUGUAUCCACCUGGCCAUGAUAAAAUGUAACAAGGAAUUUUGAUAUGCAAACAAUGCAUUGUUGUACAUGUACUGGCCAUGCUUUUCCUUUGCUGUUUAUGAGGAAAUAAUUAGUGGAUUUUUUUGUGCAAAUCUGAUUAUUUCUAAGCUUUGCAGACUUUGAAUGAUUUUGGGAUCUGAAAUACAUAUAGAUCACACCUAAACUGAAUAAAACUAGGAUUUUUGGGACUAACACACUUUUAAAUAUACAUAAAUUUUAAGAAAGAAGUUAUUGUCCUUUUCACAAUAUCUGAUUUGGUUAUUUAUUAUAAAUGCCAUUUGUAGAAUUCCAGUCUGAAUUCUAGUUCCGUGAUUUUCUGUUGGACAAAUAAAAUUUGUUCUCUAACUAUAUGUUGUACAUAAUAAAGGAAAUUUAAGUA
This is a messenger RNA of Mizuhopecten yessoensis (Yesso scallop), 1198 nucleotides long. RefSeq names its product putative succinate dehydrogenase [ubiquinone] cytochrome b small subunit, mitochondrial. Gene Ontology annotation, biological process: tricarboxylic acid cycle; mitochondrial electron transport, succinate to ubiquinone. Lineage: Eukaryota; Metazoa; Mollusca; Bivalvia; Pectinida; Pectinidae. The record is from RefSeq and is a predicted model, not a curated record. Gene Ontology annotation, cellular component: mitochondrial envelope; membrane. Gene Ontology annotation, molecular function: heme binding; ubiquinone binding. The transcript has 4 exons. Bases 53 to 556 code for a protein of 167 amino acids.